AUGGAUUUUUUCUGUAAAACUAAAUGUCUGACAUCAAUUCCUACUAUAAUUAUGACAAAAUGUAUAACUUUAUUAAUUAUAUAUGGACUGAUAACUAUUACAAUAUCUCCUACAAUCAUAACUUGUCAAAAGAUUAGUUGGGGCCUUGUUCAUUCAAUUUCACAACUGAGGGAAUUACUUAUCACAGAUAUACCAGAUGAUAAUCUUCAAUCAAACAGUUUAUUACAACCUUCAGAGAAUAAUAAUGUUAAACAGAAACAUGAUGCUAUUGAUGGUGAUUCAACAUUAGUAAAUAGAUUAGAUAAAAAUAAUCACAACACUGAAGUAUAUCAUCGUCAGACAAAUUCUGACUUACGUUUUGUAGAAGCACCAACAUCACAAAGUCUAAAUUAUCCACAAACAAACAAAAAUUAUAUGAAUCCAGAUUUAAACACAGAUAAUUAUAAUCAUGAACGAUUAAAUCAAACUGAGUUAAAACAGACAAUUCAAGAUAUGAACAAUAAUAAUGACAAUAUGAUGACAACAGAAACAUUUGUCGGUCCCGAUGGAAAAUUACAAAUGAGUAUAUGUGAUCAUCCGAAUGGAUUUUUACGAAGACAAAAAAAAUUAUGCCGUCAGUAUUUGCAUUUAAUGGAAAGUGUGAUACGUGGUUAUUUUAUGGGUUUAAAAGAAUGUGAAUAUCAGUUUUCUGCACACCGAUGGAAUUGUCAAGGUCAUAAUUUAACUAUUCAAACAGCACCGAAUAAUCGAAAACAGAAACGUCUAAGAUAUAGAGAAUCUGAACCGAAGAAUGAUGUGGAUAAUUCACAAAGAAAAUCUGUACGUAUACAAACAUACUUAGAUAAACUAUUAUCAAAAGGUACAAGGGAAUCCGCUUAUGUUUUGGCUGUCACAUCAGCUGGUGUGUCACAUGCAGUCACUAAAGCAUGUAGUAGUGGUUUACAUGAUAACUGUGGAUGUGACAGGACAAUAUAUGAUCAUCCUAGAGAGCCGAAUUUUGAAUGGUCCGGCUGUUCAGACAAUAUAUAUUUCGGAGCAGAAUUUUCAAGACAAUUUCUUGACGUGCGUGAACGCAACAGGUUGAAGCGUAAUCCGAAAUUAGGUCUAACCAAUUUACAUAAUAACUAUGUAGGAAGACAUAUGGUUAUCAAUAAAAUGGAAGUCCAGUGUAAGUGUCAUGGUGUAAGUGGAUCAUGUGAGAUGCGUACAUGCUGGAGAUCGCUACCGAAAUUUCGACAUUUAGGUGCACAACUACAAGAAAGAUUUCAUGAAGCUAUACAGGUCACUUAUAUGCAAAACCGUUUGGUUUCAAUGAAAGCUUUAGAACAGUUAAAUAAAGAAUCAAAUGGAAAUGCACUUUUACUUUCGCACCCCGCUUUAUUAUCAUCAUCAGUAUCUGGAGCAUCAUCAUCUCCUGGAGCAGCAAUGUCAUUACGAGUUAAUCGAAAUACCUUAGAUUCGUUAACUAGUUCAACAUCAAUAUCUUCAUCAUCUUUACCAUCACCAACAGAAAAUGAUUUAAUAUAUAUAAGCGAAUCACCAACAUUUUGUCAUCAUGACCCGCGGUACGGCAGUAUCGGUACAUAUGGACGUCAAUGUGACGAAAAUUCCCAAGGUUUAAAUAGUUGUCAUUAUUUAUGCUGUGGUCGAGGAUUCAAACGACAAACAUUUGUUCAACAGGAAAGAUGUGAUUGUAAAUUUCAGUGGUGUUGUAAAGUUGUCUGUAAGACAUGCCGUAAAACAGUGGUCAUAUCCACAUGUAAUUAG
Messenger RNA from Schistosoma spindalis, 1767 nucleotides. The record is from the annotation of a GenBank genome assembly. Lineage: Eukaryota; Metazoa; Platyhelminthes; Trematoda; Strigeidida; Schistosomatidae.